Molecule: messenger RNA, 921 nt
Organism: Orbicella faveolata
Lineage: Eukaryota; Metazoa; Cnidaria; Anthozoa; Scleractinia; Merulinidae
Cellular component (GO): mitochondrial large ribosomal subunit; mitochondrion
Source: RefSeq, a predicted model, not a curated record
GUCACGCAAUUUGCGAUUUUGCGGUUGCGAUUUUCGUAUUAUUUUUAGAGGUCUGAGAUUUCUAAGGUCACGAUUUCAGUUCUUUUCAUCCUGUGAUCGGACUUCUUUGCAUCCCUCAGUAUGUCUUUGUAUGUCUUUGAAUGUCUUCAAAGAGCCUUUUAUUUUUGUCUUUGACCGCGAGAGACGGGGCGGUGCACACGCGUGGCGACCGCGAGAACACUGGGUAUGGUUGGGUAACAACAUGGCGGGCGUAGCACGAAGUUGGUGCGGAUUUGCAAAGUUCAAAGGAGUUUCGCGGACCGUUGGUAGAUUGUAUUUUAGUACUGAUCUUACAAAAACAGAUCGUCUUAUCGAAAGGGUGAAAAGGUUCGUCUUUGGCGAGAAAGCACCGCCUGAAGAAAAGGAAACAGUUGAGAGUUAUUAUCAACUGGUCAAGGCUGAGGAUCCGUCAGUAUACAGUAUGGAGACGCACGAAAUUGUGAAUAAACUUGAACACAUUGUCACAGAAGCUAUACCUAACAUCCAGGAAUGGCAGAAUCAGUCAGUCCAAGACCUUGUUGUCAAAUAUAAGGUUCUUAACAGAUGUUAUGAAGAGUUUGGUCUUCUGGUACCCAAUUUCCAGUUAAACGAAAUGAACACUGUUGAGGAUGUCAUCAAUUUUUACACAUCAGUAAAGCCUAAGGACACCAGAACAUUUAAAUCAAUUGACACAUGCAAUUUACCACCUAAUUUAUCCAUUGGUGGAAGCUUGCCCUUUAAAAAUGUGUCCACAUAACAUCAACAUACAGUCUUGUCAAGAUUCCAUUCAUAAAAAAUAGUUGUUAAGUGAAAUAACAAAAAUUAUCUCUGUCUCAUGGAUGGUCAUGGAGUCAAGUUCAACUUUAGUGUUUUUUUUUAGAAUAAAAUUGAUUGUUUGAUUGA